This is a messenger RNA of Dreissena polymorpha, 10962 nucleotides long. RefSeq lists its product as uncharacterized. The record is from RefSeq and is a predicted model, not a curated record. Bases 187 to 2982 code for a protein of 931 amino acids. The transcript is spliced from 2 exons. Gene Ontology annotation, biological process: signal transduction. Gene Ontology annotation, molecular function: protein binding. NCBI's taxonomy places the organism in Eukaryota, Metazoa, Mollusca, Bivalvia, Myida, Dreissenidae.
AUCGAAACUACACAGGAAAAUAAUGAAAACAAAAUCGUCAAUAUAAUGGGUUUCAUUAAUCGCAAAACUGCAUUUAUAUAAUAAAUAGUACGUGAUUAUUGAUUGGCAAUUCGGAAUGAAACAGAUGUAGUCGGGUAUCUUCACUUUUGCUGGCGUAAAUUGAUAUGCUACAUUAUUUUUAAAAUAAUGGGCGACCAAGAAGAAAUUUCAACUGAGGGUAUUGAUCCGGAAGCGCUUGCAAGUGCCCGUGUUUUACAGUCAGUGGCAAAAGAAAUAUCAAAUGAUGAAGAUCAGACAAAAAAAUUAAGAUUUAUUGUUGAGACGAUUGCAAAUGAAUCACUUCUCGAAGACAAGGAUUACCUGGUUUUGACAGGCAAGACGAGAGAGUUUGUUAAUAAUCUAGGUUUCACGACCCCGUUUUCGGUCAGUAAGACUAAAGAUAUCAUUAACAUACUGCUCUUGAUGUGGAAUCAUACAAAUGUCACUAGAUAUGUUAUGAAAAGUGUUUACAAUGUGGAUAUCGCUUCGACAGCAGACGAGAUGAUAGAUCAGUUUCCGAGUGAUCUUAAACAGCUGGAUGCCCAGUCUGCUGAAAUUUUCGCCAAAGCUCUUAAAGAUGGCUCCGAAAAAGUUAAGAAUAUCCGCCUUAUGGUCGUUGGCAUGUUUGGUGUGGGAAAAACGUCCCUUGUUAAAAAUCUGAUUAAAGACUUAAGGGACGAAAAUUUAAAACCUGUUAGCACUGAAGUUAUUGAACUGCGAAGAUGUCAGCUGAUGGAAAAUGGCGACUGGUGCUUAGAUAAAGACCAAAAAGAAGCCAAAUAUAAGAUUAGAUAUCAAGCCGCUUUUAAGGAAGCCAUUCAUACGCCAACAGUCGAUGAUUUUUCUUCAUGUAUACCGUCUACCUUAGACGAAACCACCCCUGACUCUGAAGUUAACGACUCGGUUACUGAGAAACCAACAGAUGCUUUAGAAGAAAUAAAGAAACACGUCGAAGAACGUAAAGACGAUGAGGGAAUAAGAGGCAUAAUUGAACUUGCUAAGAAGGUACCUGAAGUUAGUGAGGAUGUUAUCGUCAAUAUACCUGUUCCUGUUGCAACGACAGGCAUCACUGUAUCUGUUUGGGAUUUUGCAGGUCAGACACUGUACUAUUCUACCCAUCAAUUCUUCCUGAAUAAGAGGUCUAUAUAUCUUGUUCUUAUGGACAUGACUAAAAAGUUGGAUGAGUGUAUACAAGAAGAUGAAACAAGUGGAAUAUGGUGUGGUUUGAGUGAAGAAUGUAAAUAUUUGGAUGUAUUUAAGUUUUGGCUGAAUGCAAUCCACAUGUACAGCGGUUAUAGGUCUAUGACAGGAAAUAUAAAACCAACUGUGAUUUUAGUUGGUACUCAUAAAGAUAAAAUGGAGGGUUCUGACGAGGAGAAAGAGGUCAAGAAAGAUAAAUAUUUUGAAAAAGCACUGCAAGCAUUUAGAGGUACAAAAAUCUUGCGGCAUAUUCAUAGGAAAAAAUACUUGGUGAAUAAUUUAACUUCUGAUGAUCCUGUUUUCAAACAGAUACGAAAAGAAAUUCGACGUCUGGCAGAGAAGCAGGAAUUUUGGAAUGAAAACUAUCCUGUAAGAUGGAUCCAGAUGGAACAGUCUCUUGACAAAUUGAGAGACAGUGGAAAACAACUACUACAGAGAAAUGAAGUUAAUGCAGAAAAUCAAUCAAAUGUUCACCCAGUUAUUGAAAAAGAACUAGAUUUGUUUUUGGACAUUCAACAUAGGCAUGGCAAUAUUUUAUAUUUCAACACAGAUCAACUGAAACAUUUGGUUGUUCUUGCACCCCAGUGGAUCAUUGAGGUAUUCAAGUGUUUUAUCUCGCAUAUAAAGAAUAAAGAUCCUCAAUUGAGCGUACAAUGGAGUGAAUACAAGAAAAAUGCUAUUCUAAAACCAGAGAUUUUCAGUGAAAUUAUGGACAAUGCCCCACCGAAUAUUGAAGAAAAUAGACAGCAUAUCAUGAUGUACAUGGAGCAACUAGAUGUUAUGGCAAAACCCUUAAAACCUGAAGAAUGCAAAGAAAUCGAUGCUCUCGAAGAACCUGAACAAGAAACUUCUGAUGCAGCUGAAGAAUUGAAUGUCAAUUUUUUAGAUUUUCAUAUUGUUCCGUGUCGUCUGAAGAACCCACCACCUCCCAUAGUCCAGUUUACUUCACCGGAAAAUUGCAAGAAAACGCCAGUUCUAUGUUUUGUGUUCAUUGAUAAUUUCAUGCCACCAUCUUUUUUCUACCGACUUGUUGCUGUGUGUAUUCGCACUUGGCCUAUCAGCCAACAAAAAGGAAAAAAUCUGUUGUACAAUGGGCUUGCAGUGUUUGAAAUUCGUGCAACUUAUCGUUUGACAAUCUGGUACAAAGAUCACAUUAUUUACGCACGAAUAUCAUCUUGUUCGAAGGAGCCCUUAUUUGAAUUUGAUUUCAAGUUGUGUCAUGGUGUAAGACGCAAACUCAGACACAGUUUGGAAAACUUUGUUGCUCAAUCAUUGGAGAAUCCCUGGACUGCUAGAAAAUUGGAUGAGAACAUUCAAUGCCCAUACAUGAAAGAGUCUUCGUACAAUGCAGGCAUGUUUAGGGUGAAGGAUUUCGUGUAUAAUCGUGAAUUGUCUUGCACGGCAUGUCCGGAACAGCAUGCGGUAGGAAGAGAAGAGGCGAUGAAGGACUGGUACAAGGAAGCAUUAGAUCGAAUGCAAAAUGAUGAUGAUUUGAAUAGACCAGUCGAGGAAAGUGAUCUGACUAAGGCUGCCAAGAUGGUCGGUAAAGAAUACUGGAUGUUGGGCAUUGAACUGGGAUUGACCGAUGCGGAAAUGGAACAACUAAAUAAUGAGAAGGAAUGUAAAAAGAAUCGUAGUACGUUUGUGUUUAGAUACAUGGUGAUGUGGAAGGACAAGGAAGGAAAGACUGCAACACUGCAAAAUCUUCAAAAAGCCAUGCAGGCUGCUAUUCUAAAUCACUAAAAUGAUGAUGCUUCCACAGCAAGCAUAUAAACAACAUAUUGUUCUCGAUAUCUCUGUAUCCAAUUGUGAAGAAGGAUAAACAAAGAUUCCCAAGAAACAUCUGCGUUAGGAAUUUCCUAUUUGUGUAUUCGUGUGGAUUUUGUGAAAUACACUCAGUGUUCAGCUGACGGUCUUUUUUAUCACAAUUUGUAAAUUAGUGACACACACGAUACGUCUUGUGUCCAUGGAUUGACUAUGGUGUUGGUGCCUCGUUGUUAAUUAAGUAAUUUAGUCUGAACUUAAGUCCUUGAAUGCAGGUAUAGAUAAAUAAAAAGGGGCUCUAAAGACAUUUGCACCUAUAUUGCUGGGCAACUCAUUUCUUAAAGUUGAUAUCCCAGGAAUUUUCUUGUGUGUGUUUGUUAUAGUUUUUUAAUUAUAAUUAUAUAGCCUCAUACUGCAGAUAUAGUGGAGUGAAGGUGCAAAGCUUUUUCAACGUAGUGUGUUUUUGUUCAAUCUUUUAAACAUAACGAAAUACAUUUAAUGCAGAUUAUUUUUCAAUUGUUUUCUACAGCAGACAUGUCAAUUUAAUUGGGAGUAUAUUUGUGAAAAGAACAUAUACAGAAUGUUUCAAACCAAAGUCAUAGCAUAUUCUUAUAUUCUUGUAAACUCUAAAAAAAGUGUUUUUGUAUAUUUUCUUGUAAUAAUCUUCUGCAGUUGUUGAGCAUUUUAAUGAAUUAACCAUGUUCAUUUGGUCAUAAAUCGCGCAUGUGUGUAUGUGUAUUCGUUCGUGCAUGCGUGUUUAUUUGCACGUCGUAAUCAGUGUGCAUUUAUUAUACAAUUGAUAUUUAUAUGUAUCUGGUACAGACGCGACUAAACAACGUGUUGUUGUUUUCGUGAAAAGGAUGUUGUUAAAGUUGUACAUUGUGAUUAGGGACUUUUGCGCUGGAGUUGGGUGUUAUUGUUUAUUCAAAAUCGUAGAACCCACGACAUUUAAUACUUCUAUAUAAACUCUUUUUUUUAUCAUAAAGUGUUUCUUGAUAUCAUGUGUUUUUCUGCAACAUAUUUAAACAUUGGAGGUUUUGUUAUUAAUGUGUACGUGUGAUUUUUUGUAAAUUAGUUAAAAAUGAUUUUUAUUUGUAUUAUUUCUACAUGCUUUAGAAAUAAAUCAUUUUGUUCUUGUUUCCUAUAUCUCGCAGUAAGCAAGAGACGCAAAUUGAUGUUUAAAUUUCGAUAUAAAGAAUUGUUUAGCUAAAUGGAGUAAUUGGGCGUUCGAUAAAAUGCGACGUACUAGUGAAAGUAAUACGUGUUUAACAAAAAAACUACGAUUGAAGUAUAUUAUAUUAAAUGUUCUUAUGAACUUGAUGUAGAGUAUUCAGUUAUAUUAAAGGGUUUGCUUGGAUGAGUGUGAAAAUGUUAAGCACUUUAAAACUUCAUUUAUGCAAAACACUUUAUAUUAAUUCAAACUUUUCUGUUGAACUGAUGUAUAGACAUCAAUAUCAUGCUGUCUAAUAAACAACAUGAAGUAUGUCGGAUGUUAGUAGGUAAAGAAAUAUUUAUGUAAGAACAUUCAGGGGAAGUAAACGUCUUUGACCAAUAUGCUUGUAUUAUCAAAUUUACAUAGGAAGCACCUCCCCGGUAUUGGUUUUAAAGACAUGUGCCAGGUGACAAGUAAGCAGAGAAUGUGAUUGACUAACAAAUCAUGAAAACUAUGGGCAUGAUGUUGAUAUCUCAUGAUAAAUGUGUUACAAAGUAUGUUUAUCAAUCCGACAAUUGUCUCAUGUUGUGUAUGGAUAUUUAUUGUUUUAAAAUUCCUCUUUAUUAAAAAUUAAUAUGUUUGUUAAUUAACAAUUAUUUAAAACAAUCAACACAACGUGUUGUGUUAUGAAUAUUGUUGAAUGUUAUUUUAUUUAAAGAUUUGCCUAAAAAAUAGCGUUAAAUUUUUGUUUUAGUGGUUUUAGAAAGGUACUUUACCAAUAUGCUUUUCAGUAACAUUGGCCUAUAAUGAAAGUACUCUGUGUAUUCUUUAAAAUAUAAACAACUGAUACAACUGUAAUAAUCCCUGCAAAAUAUGUUGGUUUGAACAAUAGCGAAAUAAAUCACUCCCAAUAUUAAUAACUAUGCAAAUAAACUGUAUACUUAUAGACUAAACUGGUGUUUUCCUAAAGUUAACUUUAUUGACAGUAGCAAACGUGUUUAUAGUUUUAUUUUGAACAAACGUUCGAUGAUAAUUUCCUCUUUGGCACAUAUUGCUCCAUGAUUUUAUAAUUAUAAAGGCGUUAUGCAAAUUUAACCUUUUAUGAUAAUACUUUGACAAUUAAUGAAUCAAACUAAACAAUUGUAAUGACUUUAAUGUGUAUAAGAACACUUUAAAUAGUAAAUUUAUGUUUAUUAUCUACAAUAUUUCGAAAUGUUUAUGUAACUUGUCAGGUGAUGUAACGUUCAACGUGAUUUGCUGGAUAUAUACUGCAGUUAAGAUCUAGCCAAUGGAAACGCAUUUUAAACAUAUGUACAAAGUUAUGCAAAAUAAAAAAAACAUCGUGUUAUUGUAAAAAGAAACAAUAAACUGAAUUGCAAAGGAAUAUGGAAAUUUCUAAUAGAAUUAUUGGUUUACAUCGUUUUUCACAUGUGACAAAAACAGAACUUUCGAGCUUUUUGAAAGAAACUUAUGUCCUAAUUCAAUGAAAAGCUAGUAGUUUUUUUUACCAGGUGUAUGAAUUUCUACAAGAUAAAUGUAGUUUAUGUUGUUAUACAGUGUAUCUGGUGUAUAUAUUGCUUUUUGAAGCGAAUUGUUCGCCAUAUAUCAGUACAUUUUUACAGAAUAUAUUGAGUAAUUGUUUAAGGUCUCCAUGUUUUUAGUAAAAAACAUGGAGUAAAACAUAUUAAAAUGAUGUUUCGCUUAAUGUAGUUAUUAAACAUGUUUUGUUUUAAAUUGCUUAUUUAAUACGAUAACAUUGUAAUAUUAUCCAUGCAUACUAUUCAUGUAUAUCUUAAUGUCUGUAUUAAAAUCUGUUGGUCAAACAUGCGUUUGAAUAAGGAAUUUGUAUGCAUUAAUUUUUGUUUUCAGUAAAUAUUAAUUAUACAAUUAUCACUAAUUUUACAAUUUGCUACAUGUGUAUUUGUGUGUUAUAAUAAUUGAGAUGCAUUGAAGUGAUCUGAAUAUGAUAUUAAGUAAUAGUAAUGCAGUGUCCGACAAAUUUCUUAUUUUUCAGGUAGCCCACUGGGCUACCAAUAAAAAUAUUUGGUAGCCCAUCAAAUUUUCCUACAAAAUGAAAGGAGGCAGGUUUUCAUCUUUAUUAACCAGGUUUUCCGAAGGAAAAAACUGGUUAUUAGAUUGGCGAAUGCGGGCGGGCUGGCUGGCUGGUGGGCUGGCGGGCUGGCGGGCGGGCGGAACAAGCUUGUCCGGGCCAUAACUUUGUCGUUCAUUGUGAGAUUUUAAAAUCAUUUGGCACAUUUGUUAACCAUCAUUAGACGGUGUGUCGCGCGAAAAAAUUACGUCAAUAUCUCCAAGGUCAAGGUCACACUUUGAGUUCAAAGGUAAAAAAUAGCCAUAAAUGAGCUUGUCUGGGCUAUAACUAUGUCAUUCAUUAUGAGAUUUUAAAAUCAUUUGGCACAUUUGUUCACCAUCAUGGGACGGUGUGUCGCACGAAAGAAUCACGUCAAUAUCUCCAAUGUCAAGGUCGCCACGACUAAAAAUAGAUUUAUUUUAAAACAAACUUACAAAGGGGGUUAAUUUUGUUUGUUCAUUUCAAAAGUUCAGUUUGAGUUGUCUCCCUUUAUCAGAUUUUUUUUCACAAUGAAAACCUGGUUUUGUGACAAUUUUGUCCCUUGUUUUAUUUCUUCAUUUACAUAUACAUAAUAUGUAUACAUACAUAUAAAUAAUACAGCAAGUAGUCUGAUGUACACAGUAAAUAUCGUUAAUUAAUGUUACAGUACAGGCACCGUGUAGUUAAAUGUAAAUGUACCAAACCAAAGAAAAUCAUAUAUGUAUGUAGAUAUUACAUGUAUGUGCACAUGUAUGUGUACUUAAAUUCGGACAGCACGUUAAGUUGGAAACGUAAAUAAAGCUUUAGAUGAUCAAUACGAUUGACUCGUAUGGUGUUAAUCAAUGCAAUUGCCCUUUUUAACAACAAAUACCGAGUUUCAAGAAAUCAAGAGUAUUAAAUCAUUUAUUUACUUGUGUCCGACUUUAAGUACUGUCCGAAUUUACGGCAAUGGGUUUGUCGGACACUGCAGUAAUGAUUAAUAUGGAUUUUAAUAAUGUGAGUAAGCUUUAUUUGAUUGUUUACCUACAAAUGUAGAAAUUUUAAUCAAGAGUUAUGAAAUUUACGUUAUUUUUCUGCAUCGUGCCAUAUUUUACUAAUACAUGUCUAGAUGCACACGUACAUUAUUAAUGAAAAUAGUAUUGCAUUGUGGAUAAGCCUUCAUGCAUGUGUUGGAGGUAGACACUAUUUACGUGUCAGUUGGUAUUAUGUUUCCUCAUAAAAUGUAUUAUGCGGUUAUUAUGCAUACUUUUAUGAGUGGCUAUUUUAGAAAUAGUUGUUUGUCUUGAGUUGUUAAUUUCUUAACAAGCAUAGGAAUAAAAUAGAAACGUAUAUAUCACAGUUUUAAAUAACGUUUACUAGUAAAGGGAAAAUUAAUAUUUGUAUUUUCUUAAAUGGACUUUACCUGUUUAAUUAUGGUCAACUUAAGGAUAAAUCUUAUAAAUGCAACAGCGCGUGCAAACAUUAAUUUCUAUUUUAACAAGUAAAGGAAAAAGAUUUAAUAAAAACAUGCCUUGCGAAAUAACAUGAAUUACAAUAAUACAUUUUAUUUUCUCCCACGAUUGCUUUUAACAACUUUGCAUUUUACAAUUCAACCAUCAUUUUCAAAUUCCAAAGUAAACGUCGAUACUUUUCUAUGCUUGUUAAUAUUUAUAUAAUUACCAUUAAGCAUUUCUUUUUUUAUUGAAUGGAUUCCUUAAAGACGUCUUAUCACUCUUCAUAGGUAGUAUAUGUAGUAUUAUCCAUAUAAUGUAUAUUCAAGUUGCUGAAUUUUUUUUGUUUGUUUUUUUUGUCGUAAUUUCCUAUGUAUUGCUGCUGACAUUGUAAUUGCUGUAAUUUUAAAUGCAUAUUGUUUAAAGUUUAUGAUUUUAUUUUAAUUCAUGUUAUGAAUUUAAAUAAUUUCAAAAUUGAAAUAAUUAAUUGUUUUAAUAGUUUUACUACCAAAUUUGUUAAACCAUCGCAUUUUUAUGAUUUUUAGUUCCUUUAUGUUGCAAUAUGGUGAACUAUUGUGAUCACCCUAUAUCAGGCGACCGUCAUCGUUGGUCAUGUGUCGCCAACUUUUAGCUUGUUAUCAUACAAGAGGGAAUUUUUUAAUCCUAUCGUAAUGAAACGAGGUUAGAUCAUGGGUAUCAUAAAGCUAGGAUACCAGGUAAAAUCUUAGAAAAACCUUGUAAUCACUGUACAGGUCACAUUUACAGCUCACUCUUAAUGAAAUUUUAUCAGAAUGUUUAUCUAAAAAAUGAUUAUAGUCCGAGAUAUAAUCUGGAAAACUAGGUUACCAGGUCUUAUCUUAGACAGAACGUUCGUAUUACUUUAGAGGCCACAUUUAUGACUCAAGUUUGAUGAAACGUGGUCAGAAUGUAUAUUUUCAUAAUUUUGAUAAUGUAUAGACCGAGUUGGAAACUUGGGCAUGUGCGUCCAAAAGCUAGGUCACAUUGCCAGAUGCUAGAAAAGCAUUUGUAUCACUGUUAAGACCACAUUUAUAUCUCAAUCCUGUUGACAAUUGGUCAAAAUAGUUAUCUUGACAAUAUCAGGGCUGAAUUUUAAUCUGGGUAACGUCCAUCCAAUAACAAUAUAUCUAGGUCAACUCUUACAAAAACGUUGUCCUUUAACAGGCUAUAAGUAUGACUCAUUCUUGAUUAAGCUUGGUCAGAUUGUUUAUGAGUACAAUAUAAAGGCGUGAUUCAAAUUUUGCUCAAAUUAAUUCAAAAACGUAGGUCACCAGGUAAACUCUUAACCUUGUUGCCUCGCUAGAUGGCACAUUCAUGGCUCAAUUCAGGAAAAUGGUUCGACGAUAAGUCUCCCUCGAACUUCAGUGAGCGCCUUAGGGCCAUCAUGACCUUCUUGUUUUUGGUGUAAUACCAAUAUUAAGUUUUGCUUCCUGAGAAAACGAAGGUGAAAAUUCUGCGCUAAGAAUACUUUGAUGUUUUUGCCAAUACACUGAAACAAACUUUUACAAAAAAAGCCCUAAAAGAAUUUAUGUUGUAGUGAAGAAACGUAGUGCAUACUUCUAAAAUCAACAUAUAUAUAUAUAUAUAUAUAUAUAUAUAUAUAUAUAUAUAUAUAUAUAUAUAUAUAUAUAUAUAUAUAAAUAUAUAUAUAUGUAUAUAGAUGUUAGAUCGUUGUCCACAUCAAGAAUUUAUUCGCUUUUGUAUCACAUAAAGGGACUUAAAAAAUGACCGUGUUAUGUGCGCAAAAUAAGUAAAAUUAUAACAUAUGCUAGUUCUAGUAAAUAAUGUUAGUUUCAUUAUAAGUAUCUGUUUUAUUGUGUAAAUAUGAAAUUGUUAAACAUAGACAGUAAUACCAUGUUAAAUGGGUUAAUCGAUGCCGCGUUCUACCAAAUAGUAAGAAGCGCACAGUGCUGACAUAUCAAAAUAGUACCUUUUUGUUUGUAUUAAAUUGUGUGUCCAGUUUUAGACAAUACAUGAAGGUUAAGACGAAGUUCAUUCACAAACGUCGCACUGAAAAUGUUUCUUAGCUACCAUGAAAUAACAUUGCAUGGACCUUGAAAACAUAUUCAUACGGUUCUAGGCGUUUUUAAUAUUUCACAUUAGAGCAAAUGAAAAACAUUCAAAAUUAAGUUGCACUGAGAAUUUAUAUUGCUUUUCACGUUUGUUUGCAUCGGAGCUUGUCUCUUAUCUAACGUCGAUGAACCCCUUUAUUAACAUUAAGCCAAUGCCAUUAAUGUCAUUCAUACUAAUUAUACGUGUAUUCAUUCUGAUUAUUAGUGUACACCAAUUCCCAUUCGGUGGCGUUUGUAUACAGAAAUCACCUUACAGUCCGAUGUUGGUUUAGCCCUCUGUCGCGAAAUGUGUCCGUCUAUUUUAAUGUUCGCGAAUGCUAUGAUUAAGCACUUAAAAACACACACAAUAUGAUGCACAAAAUCAAGUUUGCUUUUGUAUUUUAAGGCGAAAGGUCAAUACUGCAAAAGUUCAUGAAAACAUAUCCUUAAAAUUUAAUUCAACAAGUAUAACUUUUCUAACUAAUUAUAAACCAUAAAAUCAGUAAUUAGAAAAGUUUAAGACAUCAGUUCAAUUUUGGGUAUCCGUGUCCUUUAUACAUCUUACUAAUUUAUAUUGCUGUUGCUCUCACUCUGCGUUUUUCUUUUGACAUGUAUAUAAUUAUAUAAAUUCAAAUGAUUUUGAAGGAAGCAUCUAUGUUAAAGUGCCAAUAUAUACGAGCGUGCUUAAAUACAGACAUUUUAUGCUAUAAGAAAUAGUGUACCUAGAGUCGGCAACUAGAAGUGUAUUUAUAUUAAUAACAUACACAUAACGUAAUUAUAGGAAUCCAUCAAUUGAAAUGUACAUACUAACCAUUAAAUUAAUAAGUCUUCUGAUAAAAUGUGAAGCAUAUCGAUCAACAGCUGUCUUUUACUAGAAAAUUACUCUUAUCAUGUAAGAAGAAAUGAUUUUAGAUGAUUUAUCUUAUGGUAAAAAUACAUUUCUUGCAAAACUAAUACUCCGAACAAGUUCUGUUUAUGUAUUUAAUAGAUUUGCCGUACCGGUAAAUGUAGCAAAUAUCAGGAAGUCAAUUUAGUAGACUGUAUUGGCUAUAGAGCAAACAUAUAGUCAUUUGUUUCAAUGUUACAUUACGCAGUUGAAGCAAAAUAAAGACAAAAGAUUCACUAGUUUGAUUCACUAGUUUAUUUCCAACUAAAUUUGAAACAGUGUUUAUAUGAAUUGCAUGUCCAAUACCAUGUUUGUACGAAUGGCUAAAUGAGACAAUAAAUAUAUUAUUCAUA